Aspergillus tanneri is the source of this 678-nucleotide messenger RNA. RefSeq lists its product as uncharacterized. NCBI's taxonomy places the organism in Eukaryota, Fungi, Ascomycota, Eurotiomycetes, Eurotiales, Aspergillaceae. The transcript has a single exon. Bases 1 to 678 code for a protein of 225 amino acids. The record is from RefSeq and is a predicted model, not a curated record.
AUGCCCGAUAAUAAAACAAUACCGUUUUAUGAAUUGGAUACCCGGCAUCUGGACCUGGAUGAUAUUAAUAAACCAGGCUUCAUCAAUGGCUGGGGCAAUCUGCAGGAAUUGAUCCUCCAUCAUUCCCUGGAGCGUGCUGGGGGGGCAGAAUGGGUGGUGCAAUUUAUCCAGCGUGCCCCCAAACUUCAAAAACUAGAUCUCGACUUCGAUACAGGGGAAGGAACCCCAGAAGUUCUGAGUAGACUCGCCUAUGGAAAUUCCUACCCUCGACUUCGCGAACUCCGCUUUACUACUGCCGCCUGUCUCUCCGGCGAAGACCUCCUGGCCUUUCUUCGACAGUCGCGCGGUACUCUAUGUUCGCUGCAUCUACGGUACAUCAGCUUGCGUACUUUGAGCUGGAGGAAAAUAUUGACUGUUCUGAAGGAUGAAUUUACGGCCUUGAAGAGUAUCAGAUUCCUCUGGCUGGGAGGAGGAAGUGAAGGCGUACUUCAUUUUCCAAUCCUUUCGCAGAAUCCAUUCGUCAAUAACCAUGAGGAUGUGGACGAUAGAUUUGCAAUAUUUACUCGGUAUUAUCUUGGACAAUGCAGGAACUUGAGUGUCGAUUAUUCAGGCCCUAACAUGCAAGCGGCUUUAGGGGCACUUCUAGAUACAGCACAGCAUACCGUGCAGGACUCCUAG